CUUCCCAGCAAAGUGAUAUAUAAGAAGAAGCAUAUCACAUUAAUUAUCUCCAUCAGUGUGUAUGUUACUAUCCCAUAACUGUUGAUUAUUCUUGACAAAAACACUUGUUAUUGAUCUACAGUAUUUAUGAGACUCUAAAUACGGAGUACUAACAGCUCCGUUGCGCGUUGCUGAUCUCACGACGAAUUACCCACUGCACUUCUCCAACACCCCAAUCAGUUCAUCAUGGGUGCUGUUGAUAUUCCGAAGCUCCGGUUCACGCCUGUGGAUGAGAUCCCAGAACGUGUUAGGCGCCUCCGGACGACUUUCUUUCAGCAGAAGACCAGACCAAUUGAUUUUAGAAUCUUGCAGCUCCGGAAACUAUAUUGGGCUAUCAAGGACCGUGAACGUGCAAUUAAAGAGGCGCUUCACCGCGACCUGGGAAAAGCCGAAUAUGAAUCGUAUCUGACAGAAAUCACUAUGUUGGAAAAUGAUAUCAUUUUCUGCACCAAGAAUUUACCGAAAUGGGCUAAGGACGAGAAAGCGCCCGAUAUCGAUCUGACUUAUUCGCUGAUGAAGCCCACAAUCAGAAAGGACCCGUUGGGAUGUGUGCUGAUUAUUGGAGCAUUCAAUUUCCCUUUUCUACUUACCCUUGGUCCCGUCAUCGGUGCUAUCGCUGCUGGAAACACGGUUAUGAUUAAGCCCAGUGAAACUGCGGCCAACUCUGCCGCUGUAAUUCAGGAUAUCAUCGAAGCUACCUUCGAUCCAUCUUUUGUAUGCAUGACUCAAGGAGGAGUUGAAGAGACAAAGACCUUGCUCUCACAGAAGUGGGAUAAGAUCUGCUUCACUGGCAGCAGCAAAGUGGGUCGUAUUGUCGCCCAAGCAGCCGCUCCCAAUCUUACGCCUGUUCUCCUGGAGCUUGGCGGCCGUAACCCUGCUUUCAUCACCAAGAACGCGGACCUUAGGCUGGCUGCACGACGUCUUCUGUGGGGCAAAACAUUGAAUGCUGGUCAAGUCUGUACGUCGCAGAACUACAUUCUCGCUGACAAGGAGGUCGUGCCGAGACUCGUCGAUGAGUUUGCGAAGGCUUUGAAGGAAUACUAUCCACAGGGUCUUAAGGCGUCUCCAGACUAUUCUCGGAUGAUCAACGAGGCCGCAUUCCAUCGUGUCAAAGCCAUGAUUGAUAACAGCAAAGGCAAGAUACUGCUUGGAGGUACAAUGGAUGAAGCGGAGAAAUUCAUCGAGCCGACUGUAGUCCAGGUUGACUCUGUCGAGGAUUCUCUGCUAACUGAAGAAAGCUUCGGCCCAAUCAUUCCCAUUCUACCAGUUGAAAACUUGGACGAGGCCAUUAAAAUCGCAAAUGAAAUCGACAGUACUCCGUUGGGUCUCUAUCCCUUUGGAACUAAGCAAGAGGUUGAAAAAGUCCUUACCGCUGUUCGCUCUGGGGGAGCUUCCAUAAAUGACGCAUUCAUGCACAUUAGCGUUCCAACAUUGCCAUUCGGCGGAGUUGGCGAGAGCGGAACUGGCUGCUAUCAUGGCCGCAGCAGUUUUGAGGCAUUCGUCCACCGUCGUUCGAUCACCACUACUCCAGGUUGGGUGGAACGCGUCUUGGCUAUUCGCUAUCCGCCAUAUUCUGGCAAGCUUAGCAAGUUCUUGGGGGCUGGAGCCAUGAGACCAAAUUUUGACCGCAGCGGCCGGGAGAAGCGUGGCAUGUUAGGCUGGCUGGUUUGGAUGGUUACCUUGGGUGGUGGAGCAACUAAGUCUGGUGCUGCGAGAAGUACCGCAGCUGCUCUCGUUGCAUAUGGUCUUCAGCAAUAUGCCAAGCGAGCGUCAAAGCUCUGAAUUGAUGUAUUAUCAUAUUGCAUCGCGACAACUAGAACGAGGACUCGAGACAGAGAUACCUAGUGGAACUGGCCAUCAUUUUUGUAUAAAUUCUCUUUGAAUCGUGUUUGCCCUUUUGGGAUAUUCUAUCAGAGGAUCUUUACUCGGCAUUCGCACGCGUGAUCUAUUUGUUUUCACAGUACUCCAUAUAUUGUAUUGAUAACCUUAGUGAACAUUUUAGUCGUGGGU
This is a messenger RNA of Coccidioides posadasii C735 delta SOWgp, 2049 nucleotides long. NCBI's taxonomy places the organism in Eukaryota, Fungi, Ascomycota, Eurotiomycetes, Onygenales, Onygenaceae. The record is from RefSeq and is a predicted model, not a curated record.